Parasteatoda tepidariorum (common house spider) is the source of this 4752-nucleotide messenger RNA. NCBI's taxonomy places the organism in Eukaryota, Metazoa, Arthropoda, Arachnida, Araneae, Theridiidae. The record is from RefSeq and is a predicted model, not a curated record.
AAUAAUUAAGAUGAUAUAUAUUUUUUGAAACAUAGCUUAUGCUGUCAGUAACAAAACUCCCGGCCGAUGGCAUCCAAUUCACCUGAGCCAUCUUCAUCAUCAGAAACAUCAGCUCAGCAUGUGCAAGAAGAUAUACAUUCGAGGGACAUGCGUACUUUUUGUGACGUAAACUAUGUUGGGGAUGGAAAUGGAGUUCCAUUCCAAGAGGAAUUUAAUUUUAAACCAGGUCCUAGUUUAUCUCCAAUGGUCAGCUAUGGUUCAUUAAUUGACACUUGUAGUUCAUCUGCUACUUACGCUCAGGUUUCCUUGCCUUCAUAUUCAACAGUCACACAUGUGUCUACCAGCAAUGAAAAUGAUUUUCAUUCACCUGAAACUAAUACGUCUCAUGAACAGGAAGCUUACAUUUCUAGUGAUACGAGCAAGAAGAUCUCAAUUCUAUCUAUACCCGUUUCCCCGAUGCUGCAGUCCCAUCCUGACACUUUAAACAUUCCGUCAGCCGAAGAAACAGCUUCUGCAAAUGUCUUGAGCCUGCAUGAAGAUUCUGUCGAUUCUCAUCAUUCCCAAGUACAAGAUGAAGAUCACCUGGAACCGGUUGCUUUAUCUGUUGACCACCUUAAUUUACCCCAUGUAUCUAUUGUUCACCACGGCAUACCAAAUCUUGGCAAUCUUCCUAUAAUUUUGGAUAGAAAUAGCCUAGCUGCUUUGAUCUCAUCAUCCAGAGGGGAUGGCACUCUCACUCUGGAUGUCUCUCACCUCCCACGCUCUCUGUUGUCUAGUCAGAGUAUCUCACAAAGAACAGUUCCAGAACAACCUCAGUUCCUUUCUGCUGAUGCUUCAACCAUUCCUAACAUAUCCACUACAAUUUUACCUCCACUAUUGUCCCAAAAAGAUAUUCUUACUUCUAUCAUUGCUAGUUCCUCUACCUCUACUGUUCCCACAAGCUCUUCAGUUGGAAAUAACUUCCCAAUCAACCAUAAGCAGAUGUUAGCUCAAAAAUAUGCUGCUGAGAUGCUGGGUCCAACCACCACUGCCAGUUUGAUCAACGAACUAAGGGAUCAGCAGCUGAUUGAGAGUAUGAGUGAUAGAUCUUCGUCAGCCUACGUAGUCCCAUCUAGUGCUAAUUCACUGAUUGACUCUAAUGCCCUGUAUGAUGAUCAAACCUCCUCAUUACCAAGUACCUCUGUUAGUCAGUGUUUACCGUUAGAUGUGUACGCCAUUGACAGGAGUGUUGCAUUGGUAUCUAGCUCACGUGAUAGUCCUGAAACAGUUAUACAGGACAGUGUAGAUUUUGAAACCGUUUCCAGGCACCCAUCUUCCCAUCAUUCUGUUCAUAAUUAUGUAUCAUCAAGUGUUGAUCUUGUUCACUCGCAUCAGUUGGACCAUGGAAUGCAUUGUGCUGUUGAUUCUACGGUUAGUCCUAAACUUCAUCAUAAUGAAGAAAGUAUUGUUGACAGUUCUGAUGGCUACUCCCAACACAUGGAAAACCAAGAUCAUAUCCUGCAUACCACGACUGAAGAAGAUUACACUUGUCAUAUUGCUGAAAUGGGUUCUUGUGAUGCCUCUACUAAUGAAGCAGUAACCUCAGUUUUAAGCAAUGGAUCUAUUGAAGCAAAUGAAGCCCUAAGUUCAUCAAAUCAUGGAUUUACGCACAGUCGCUUGGAAGAAUUGCAAAGCUGCGCUACUGUUACUAGUGCCACUCAUCCUGAUUCAACUAGAAGUCCUUUAGGUCUUGCUGAGAAUUCUCAACAUUAUGCCCUCGCUACCACAUCCAUUUCUGAUUCAUCUGAAUUAGUGCAAGUAGAAUAUUCAAGACCUAGACGAGAUCUUCGUAGUAAUCGUCAUUGGUGUGAAGAUUGUAAUGCAUUUUAUGAAAAGGAAUGCCCACAACACAGAAUUCAAUUAAUAUUUGACAAGCCAGUCUUGAGUAGGGCCUGGGCUAGUUUGCCUGCUACAUAUUUGUAUGUGAACAAAAUAGCUAUGAAUGAAGAAGUGUAUGGAGUUUUUGCGAAAAAGACAAUACCUAAAAGGACACAGUUUGGUCCAAUUGAGGGUGUACUUGUUAAAAGAGAAGAACUUCCUACCAACAAUUUCCUAUUACUGAUAGAGCAUGAAGAAGGAAUGGCAUUGCUUUUGGACACUUCUGAUGAAUCCAUGAGUAAUUGGAUGAGGUUUGUCCGACCCGCAGAGACGCACAAAGAACAAAAUUUAGUUCUUGUUCAACAUGGUCAUUCCCUUUAUUUCAACACCACUCGAGCCAUUAAUCCUAAAGCAGAAUUAAAAGUUUGGUAUUCUCAAACAUAUGCUGAAAAGUGGGGUCUGCCAAUUUUGGAACCAAAUGAAGAUGAAAAGAAAGCACUUCAAGAGCAAGAGAAUGCUUGGCCCUGUUUUGAGUGCAAUCAACGAUUUGCUACAUCAGAAGAUCUCCAAAAGCAUUUAAAUCAGCAUGAUGAAGAAAAUGAGACUUCAGGUGGAGCACGUCCUAGAACCAAAGCUAAAGCAAAAUCUAAAUUUACCAAAAGAGGAAAUUUAACACGUCUGAGAGGAGAAAAUGUAAAUACAAGCAUUGAAAGCUCUUUAGUGAGAAAAGCUAGAGGUCGACCUCCCAAAAAAUAUAAAAUACCUGCCAAACAGGAAGACUAUAAAUGUGAUAUCUGCUACAAAAGCUUUCCUCGAAAUUAUAGUCUACAACGACAUCUGAUCAUGCAUACGGGUGAAAAGAAAUACAAAUGUCCUAUUUGCGACAUAAAGUUUAGUCAUGUGUAUAAUCGCAAUAGGCAUGUCCGCCGGCAUAAAAGAGAUGAUGAACAAUUACCAGCUCCAAAACCUACCAAGUCAUUGUUUAAAAAGAAGCAAGGUGCAGAAUGGAUGUGUACUCAUUGUGGACUUACUUUUGAUAAUUCUAAUGUACUUAAUCUUCACACUCUAACUCAUGCUGCUGAAGAUGUAGCUUUCAACGAAGAGCAACAAUUUCUUAAUAAUGCCUCCUUGGAAAAUGGAGUUGAAGGUGGUGAAGAAAAAAUAUUGGGAAUCGAUGAGAUGCAUAAAUGCCCUGAAUGUACUCAGGAGUUCACCAAUCGGAAAGAUCUGAUUGAACAUGCCAGCGUCCAUGGCAAAAUUGGAAAACAACGAUGUUUUCGAGGAUUUAUAAAUCCACUUAAACCAUUUAAGUGCAAUCUAUGCUAUAAAUCAUUUGCCUCAGAUGAAAGACUCAUACGACAUUACCUAGUUCAUGGUAGUGAGGAUUCUAAACCCCUACAGUGUGACAUCUGCUAUAAACGUUUUCUGAAUAACUCUGCUUUAGCAUGCCAUAUCAAAGUGCAUAGUGAAGAGAGAAAAUUUUAUGAGUGUCCUAUUUGCAAAGCUGAAUUUGAUCAAAUUGUUGCUUUGAAAGAACAUGUCCAUGUGCACUGUGAAAAUGGUGUCUACAAUUGUCCAAGUUGCCACAAAGUUUUUGAAGAAUAUAAUCAAGUUCGGAAGCAUAUAAGGGCAUUCCAUUCUGAGCGGAGAUAUCCUUGCGACAAAUGUGAAAAGAUAUUCCCUCGUCCUGAUAAGCUCAAGUUGCAUAUGUUGAGACAUUCAGAUCAUAGGGAAUUCUUGUGUUCCAGUUGUGGAAAACAGUUCAAAAGGAAAGACAAGCUAAAAGAGCAUAUGAAACGAAUGCAUGCUCCUGAUCGUGAAGCUAAAGUGAAUGCCAAAAAUUCAAAAUCAUCAGGCUCAAAAAAAUUUGUUCCAAAGGUAUCUCCCACGGAUUACCACCGAUUCAUAUAUAAAUGUCAUACAUGCUUACUUGGUUUUAAAAGAAGAGGUAUGCUUGUGAACCAUCUUGCUAAGAGACAUCCUGAUAUCAGGCCAGAAUCAGUGCCAGAACUCAACCUUCCUAUCUUAAAAACCACUCGUGAUUAUUACUGCCAGUAUUGUGAAAAAGUUUAUAAAUCAAGCUCAAAACGUAAAGCUCACAUAUUGAAAAAUCAUCCAGGCUCUGAACUUCCAAUGAGCAACAGAAGAAAGGGAGGUGUACCAGAGAUUCCUGGAAUGCCAAAUCCAACAUUCUCCCAAACAGUGGGAAGCAUCACAACUCACCCCCAUCACUGCAACUGGUGCCACAAACAGUAUGCUAGCAAAGCCAAGUUACUGCAGCAUCAACGGAAAAAACAUGUGGAUAUGCUAACGAUGAGCUAUGUUGCCAACAAUACUAAAGUGGAACCAGUUUGUGAUCAAAGCACUCAGGUGACUGGACAGAUAGUGAUAGAAAGUGUCUCUUCGGGAUUGUCACAUGAAGCUGCUGCUGUACUUAUUGAUGCUACAAAGCGAAAAAUACAUUAUAUUGAUAAAGAUUCUUUGGUGGUCUCUUCACAUCCUGAUGGUAUACCCACAGCUGAUCUCUUGACUCAAGCCAUGUCCGAGUUGACCCACAGCAUCGCUGAAUAUCGUUCAAACGGAACUGAAUUCUUGACCGCUACGAGACUGUCGCCCACAACCCUAGUUAAUCCCUCUCCAUCUACCACCCCUAUUCCUGCCCAACCUUCACCCAGUGAUGAUCCACCAUCUUCUCCUCCCCCUGUAUUAGACGCUAGUAACAUCACUACUCAUUUGGAUCAGAUGCAAUUGAAUCAGCUUCUAGCUCAGUACCAGCAACAGCAGUUAAGCUCACAACAGUUAGCAGUUGUUGUCACUUCUGUCACUCGAUCCUGGCCUACAUCUGUCACCACCAGGAAUGUUUUUCUUUUUAAUUUANACAUUGUGAUAGCAUAG